Molecule: messenger RNA, 599 nt
Organism: Lobosporangium transversale
Lineage: Eukaryota; Fungi; Mortierellomycota; Mortierellomycetes; Mortierellales; Mortierellaceae
Product: acyl-CoA N-acyltransferase
Exons: 1
Coding region: 28-597 (189 amino acids)
Molecular function (GO): N-acetyltransferase activity
Source: RefSeq, a predicted model, not a curated record
CAACAGGACAAAAAAAAUAAAAAUAACAUGGCAGCCAGAAUUAGGAAUUUCGAAAAAGGAGAUCAAGAAGUAGUUCGACAUUUACUGCUUGAAGGUCUAGCAGAACGAUGGGGAUCAGCAUUCGAUGCGAGUUACAAUCAAGAUGUCAAUGACAUUGAUGGUUAUUAUAUUCAAUACCACCAUGCCACAGUUAUCGUUCUGGAAAUAGAAGAAGGAGGAAAAGCAGUGGUUGUUGCUUGUGGGAUCCUAUUGCCAUUACCAGCAGAGGAUGUUUAUGGGACAUGGUGUGCUGAACCAAAGUCAGGAUCAUCGAAGGAUAAGGACGAGGACAAGGACAUGGACGAUGAUAACAAGGAAAGGGAUGGGCUGAAACUCUGUAGGAUGCUGCGUUUGUCUGUGUCGAAAGCACAUCGUGGGAAGGGAUAUGGGAAGCAGAUUAUCCGUCAUCUGACUGGGGUGGCACGGGACCGAGGAUUUGAUCGAAUCUUGGUGGAGACAGAGACAUUGUGGGCGAGUGCAGUUCAGAUUUACAAGUCUCUUGGAUUUAGAGUCGUAGAGGCAGGCGAAGAGAAUGUGCACUUUGAAUAUGAUCUUUGAGC